GCCCCGGCCUUGGGAAAAGCUGCAAGCAACGGCCAAUAAAGAAAGGCAACGUCGCCUGCACAGCACAGCACAGCGAAGGCGCCAUCUCUCCCUCCAGCCUGGACUGGCCCUCCCUCCCCCUCACGCGCACGCACACGGCCGCACCCAGCUCCUCCUCCGCUCUCUCUGCGCCCUCUGCCUCUCCCCAGGCUCGCUCGCUCGCGGAGAGAGAAAGCGAGAGGCGAGGGAGGUGGGAGAUCACAGAUCAGGAGGCUUUUGUUUGGUCGAGAGACCACAAGCUCCACCACGGCCCAAUCACCGAGCCUCUGCCUUCUUUAGGCGCGCUCCCCUCCCACGGUGGAGGCCGAAUCAUCUCCUCUCUGCCUCCCUCGACCCACUUCGGCAUCUGCCGGGCCGGGAUCGAUACCGCCGCCACCGCAUAAAUACCGCCUCCCCUGCCACUGCCACUCCCCCUCUCUUCUCCUCCUCUCCUCCCGUGGCCUCUGCCUGACAACGCUGGGCGGAAUUGGUCGGCUGAGCCUGAGAGAGAGAGAGAGAGAGAGAAAGAAAGAUGAUGAAGCAGGAGUCGUGGAUGGAGGUGCUGCCGGUGCCGCCGGCGCCCUACUUCGCCGGCCAGGCAGGCGGCUGGUUCUUGCAGCAGGACCAGCGGGGCACCGGCGGCGGCGGCGGGGCGUGGUCGCCGCAGGAGAACAAGCUCUUCGAGGAGGCACUCGCUCGGGUCGACGGGGACGCGCCGGACCGGUGGGAGCGGGUGGCGGCGCUGCUGCCCGGCAAGACGGUGGCCGACGUCAUGCGGCAGUACGACGACCUCGAGAACGACGUCUGCUUCAUCGAGGCGGGGCUCGUCCCCUUCCCCCACUACAACGCCAACGCCGGCGCCCCGGCCUCCGGGUUCACCCUCGACUGGGACGGCGGCGGCGACCUGGCGUUCAAGCGCUCCUGCUACAUGGCGGCGGGCGGCAACGGCAAGCGCGGGCGCGGCGCGGACCAGGAGCGCAAGAAGGGCGUGCCAUGGACGGAGGAGGAGCACAAGCUGUUCUUGAUGGGCCUGAAGAAGUACGGGCGAGGCGACUGGCGGAACAUCUCGCGCAACUACGUGACGAGCCGGACGCCGACGCAGGUGGCCAGCCACGCGCAGAAGUACUUCAUCCGCCUCAACUCCGGCGGCAAGGACAAGCGCCGCUCCAGCAUCCACGACAUCACCACCGUCAACAUUCCGGACGACGACCACGCCAGCAACACCAACCCCUCGCCGUCGCCGCCCUCCGCGCUCACCGCCACCUCCUCCGCCCCGGAGCAGUUCGGCGCGCUCGUCGACAGCAAGCCGCCGCCGCCUCUCGGCGGGAACCACCGCUUCAUGCCGGCCCAUCUAUGCAAUGCGGCCAGCUCCAGCCUCUCGGUUGACCAGGGGCUCCUUGGAGCAGCAGCAGCCCAGCCGCCAUCGGAGAAAGCUGUCUCGUCCUCGAGCGUGCACGAGGAGGGAGGGGAGAACCACACCACAUCGCACGUGCUCUUGCAAGAGUCGGCGUCGGUGACAUUCGAGGAUAGUGGUAUAUGGGUUUUCUUUUCUUUCGACAAGGAGGCUAGAACCCCGGCAUGUGCAUCAACUUAUGCACACAACCAUACUUACCAGAGAUUUAUGGGGGAUAGAGUCAAGGGUAACCCCUCUUCAUUUUGUUUUUUGAGAACACCCAAGGGGGAUGAGUGGAGCGGCGGCGGGGCGUGGUCGCUGGAGGAAAACAAGCUGUUCAAGGAGGCGCUCGUGCGGGUCGACGGUGAUGUGGCGGACCGGUGGGAGCUGGUGGCAUCGCUGCCGUCCGGCAAGACAGUCGCUGACGUCAUGAUGCACUACGACGACCCGGGGAUUGAUGUCUGCUUCAUUGAGGCGGAGCUCGUCCCCUUCCCCCACUACAACGCCGGCGACAGCUCCUCGGCCUUUCGAAAAGUAGGUUGA
This is a messenger RNA of Triticum aestivum (bread wheat), 1954 nucleotides long. RefSeq lists its product as uncharacterized. The record is from RefSeq and is a predicted model, not a curated record. Gene Ontology annotation, molecular function: DNA binding. The coding region runs from base 551 to 1954 and encodes 467 amino acids. The transcript is spliced from 5 exons. NCBI's taxonomy places the organism in Eukaryota, Viridiplantae, Streptophyta, Magnoliopsida, Poales, Poaceae.